Messenger RNA from Dibothriocephalus latus, 663 nucleotides. The record is from the annotation of a GenBank genome assembly. Lineage: Eukaryota; Metazoa; Platyhelminthes; Cestoda; Diphyllobothriidea; Diphyllobothriidae.
AUGCGCCGUAAUUUGGCUUCUUGGAUGGAAGUUGUGCCACCGUACAAGCAGGAAGCUCCUAAAACGCCGCCCCAUGUGAUAUUGCAUUAUGUGGCCUUCAAGACAGCCUGGGAUUGGAUGAUUCUGUUUCUGACGGGCUAUACAGCUGUCAUGGUGCCCUUCAAUGCUGCCUUUAAGAGCAAGACCAUCGAUGACGUCGUUUUCCUGGUCAUUGACAGUAUCGUUGACGUCAUCUUUUUCAUCGAUAUCGUACUAAACUUUCACACUACAUUCGUCGGCCCCCAGGGUGAAGUGAUUUCCGAUGCAACUGUGAUAAGAAUCAACUACCUGAAAGGAUGGUUUAUCGUUGACCUUCUAUCCUGUCUGCCGUACGAUGUCUUCAAUGCAUUCCAGCCUGAGGCAACUCAGGUAAUCACACUAUUUUUUUGCUCACCGCCUUCUGACAGGAUAUCAGACUUGGAGAACUACAUCUACUACGGUUGGAUACCCCGGCUCUCCAAGGACAUUGGUCUCAUUGGCAAGAAUGCCAGUACAAAUGAUGCAAAAUUCCGACGUCAGGUGGUCCUGAAAGGAGCUAGUCAGUGGAUGUGCUCAGAGUACGGCAAUUAUCACGUCCAGUUCCCUAUGGGAAGAGAAGGGGUAAGAACAGUAGGAGUUGUUUAA